GUCAGUCUUCUCUCUGUAGCUCAAUGCUUCUCCGUGGUUUCUCUGAGCUAAAAUAAGCAAAUCCUCCAAGAAGGUAUUCAAAAUGAGGCAUUUGCGAUUCAUUUGCUCUCAUUUGUCUCGUAUCAACAGAACCCAUCAUCAAAGUUCUCGCCUUUUGCGCUCUUUCCAAUUGGUGAAUGAGUUUGAUCCUAGUCUUACCCGAGCAUACUCCACUGCGCAAGAACCCAGACAAGCCGCCUCUGAGAAAGUCACCACAAUCGUCGAUGAACUCACCGGGUUGACUCUUCUUGAGGUCAUGGACCUAACGGAAGUGCUACGGAAGAAGAUGGAUAUCAACGAGAUGCCGACUAUGGCUGUGAUGAUGCCGGGGAUGGGAUUUGGUGGGGCUAUGAAGGGUGCCGGGAAAGGCGGGGCUGGUGGGCCUGGGAAGGGGGAGGAAAAGAAGGAGGAGAAGAUGGUAUUUGACGUGAAGCUUGAGGGAUUUGAUGCGGCGGCGAAGAUAAAGGUUAUAAAGGAAGUGAGGGCAUUUACGGAUUUGGGGUUGAAGGAGGCUAAAGAUUUGGUGGAGAAGGCGCCCACGUUGUUGAAGAAAGGGGUCACCAAGGAUGAGGCUGAGAAGAUUAUAGCAAAGAUGAAGGAAGUGGGAGCUAAAGUCACAAUGGAAUAAGACUCUCUAUUGAUGAAGAUGACGAGGAGCAAGAAGUGCAAGGUUUUAUGGUGUCACCGUCUAAAAAUGCAGCGUAGCUACAAUUAAUGUUCCGUGCCGGGACAAUUCGAAAUUGACAAAGAUCAUUUUAAAGAUUCUUCAUAAAGCAGAACAUUCUUUUUGGUGAAAACUGGUAUUGUAGCAUGUUUGGGCCUUUAUCACGUCAUUUUCUUGAGCAAUUUUGCCUUUCUAUGUCUUGAUAACAUAUCUUGUAGUUGUAGAACUGAAUUCUGAAUCUCUGAUGAUAGGGAUCAUUUUUGUAAAGAACCCAUAAACAAAAUAAACAUAAACCUAGUGG
Molecule: messenger RNA, 1004 nt
Organism: Rubroshorea leprosula
Lineage: Eukaryota; Viridiplantae; Streptophyta; Magnoliopsida; Malvales; Dipterocarpaceae
Source: the annotation of a GenBank genome assembly